AUGUCGACAGCGGCGGGCGUGUUGCGGGACGACGCGACGAGCAGAUGGCGGCCAAAGUUCCACGCUAGGGUCGCGAGUUGCACGUCCUGCAGGCCGGUGCGCGCAUGUGCGAUGCGCUGGUCGGUGGGCAGAUCAGCCAGGCCGUCGGGUGAUGCCCCGAGGUUGAUGGCCGAGCGGUCGAGGAGCGAGGUCGCAUCGGCGAGUGCUUCGCGCUUCACUUUCGUGUAUCCCUUUUGCACGGCGGCUGUCAACUUGCGGUCGAGGGCAGCUUCGAGAGACUUGUUGGUGGCAUGCCGAUAG
Molecule: messenger RNA, 300 nt
Organism: Purpureocillium lilacinum
Lineage: Eukaryota; Fungi; Ascomycota; Sordariomycetes; Hypocreales; Ophiocordycipitaceae
Source: RefSeq, a predicted model, not a curated record